This is a messenger RNA of Marchantia polymorpha subsp. ruderalis, 8668 nucleotides long. The record is from the annotation of a GenBank genome assembly. NCBI's taxonomy places the organism in Eukaryota, Viridiplantae, Streptophyta, Marchantiopsida, Marchantiales, Marchantiaceae.
ACAGCUUUGCCUUUUUUUUUCUCGACUCGCUGAAGUGAGCGCCACAUUCGAGUGCGAGUGCGAAGUCUCGAGCUGCUUCCGUUCUGUGAAUGACGUAGCUUUGAAGCUGCUGUGAACUCUUCUAGCUCUGGACUCUGGAGUGCUGGUCUCCGUAACUCGCAUGGACUUACGUCCAUGAAUUGAUCGGAAGUCCGCCCACAAUUUGAAAGCAUGGACGACGAGGACGGUUCCGACUAUGGCGACGAACCGAUGGAGUUGGAGGAAGAGGUUCGUCUGGAGCGUGGAGAUCCUGAAGAUGAAGAAAUGGAGACGGAACUGUCAAAUGUACCCGCAGCGACUUUGGCCCUAGAUAUUUUGAAUGACGAAACGACAAGACUGGCAGCUGGACUUGCAUCUCAAGAUGGAGACUUAUUGGCAGCAAUUGCAGCCAUGCAAAAAGCAGUAACGGGAAAAGACGGAGAAAACGUCCUAGUCUCAUACGUUCUGGCAUCACCACAAUGUGUAGAGCUUAUGAAUAUAUGGCAGGCGGGCUCAGGUUCUGCAACCGCUGUUCCACUUAUGCAACUCCUCUAUCAUAUGUUCAGACACACUCUAGGAAAAGUAGAUGGGUAUGUGGUGAACAGAGAUAGCGAUUCGCAGAGGAGGUUCAUGAUCGUGAAUUUAAGACUUGACAAACUAGCUCGAUCUAUUGUACGCAACCGGAUGAAGGAUAUAUACUCACACUUGUCAUCAAGCCAGAGAAGUAGACAAAAUGCAGGCUUGCUGCUCCUGUCAGCCAUGGUGCUUCGAGGUAGAACCCUUGGUACUGAGAUUGCGACAACAUUUGAUUUUACUCUCGAAGCUUUGAAGAAGUUAGCGCGUUCUUCAAAGAAUCAAAAGUCUGAUUUUCAGCAUGAUAUGAUGUUCAAGCGCCCCACAAGGUAUGCUUUGGUGGAAUUCGCCAUGUCUUUCUUGGAAGUUGGAGAUCCUGGUUUACUGAGAUGGAUCCUUCAAAAGAGACCUCUUUAUGCUGGAGUUCUGCACGGUAUCUCCAAAGAUCCUGAAACUAUGAUGGUGAAGGUGCUGGUUCUCCUUCAGGAAAAGGUUAUGGAUCCGCAGUUCAUGGUUCCUCGUGGCCUUCAGAGCGUGCUGUUUGGAGAUGCCACUCUCGAGCAGUUGGCACGCAUCAGUGCUGAUAAAACGCUAGAGUUGGCCAACGAAUUUGCACACGACAUUCUCUUGGAGCUAUGCACAGACCCUUCUCAUGGCCUUUGUCCAGAAAGUACUGAAGUUUGGGAGGCUCAGCCGGGGCAAACUGGGGCAUUUGGAGGUGGGCAGGCUAGAUUGCUUCGACUUAUGAAUCGCUUGAAAGUUACCGAGGUGGACAAACACAGGGAUCUCUUGUUGGCUACCGGGCGAGCGAGGCCGAAGUUUGCAGCAGCCUAUCUGGCUUCCAUCCCAUUAAGUCUGGAGCCUCGAGUUUCACGUGUUUGGUUCAAAGCCAUGUCUCUCGUUGCAGUGCUGAUUCCCUUAGCGAGUCAGACCUCUCCUUUCGCAUCUCUUGUUGGUCAGGGUCUCACGGCACCUCCACAUGACGGCCCCUUAAUUCGCAGCGCAAUUUUAAGCUUAUUACCUGCUUCCCUCUCCCGGCUGGCUCUCAAUAGGGGUCUUCAACAUGCUGAUAUCAUGGUUAAGCAUGCAUGCUUGCGAGUGCUAUAUGAAGCCUUGAUGGCGCUGAAACGGUUGCUCGAAUCCUUGGAUGUGGCGGCUGCUGCUGCUGCUACAUAUUCUGAGCCCAUUCGAGGACCUCCAGGAAUCAGUUGUACCGCGAUGGAGAUAAAUGUUACUGCUGAAAGAGAAAGCCGUGGAGAGCCUCAAAAGGAACAGUGGCUGAAGUUAUCACACUCCAUUCAGGAUACUAUGCGUGCAUAUCUUCCGGACCCGAAUGUUCUUUUUGGUAUAUUACCUUCUUUGAAAACUUCCCUAGUCUCAACGAAGAUUGGAGUUGCAUCCCUGUCCGAUGAAGGAGCGCAAGUAUCCGUAAAAAAGAGGAAGAGGACCGACUUAGGUACGGCAGAUGGAUCAAACGAGCAGCAAAUUGCUUUAAUCGAUAAUUACGAUUAUGAAGCAACCAUCAUCGAGCUGUGGGGAUCUGAUGCCAUAGUUGAUGCUGGCCGGAGAGAAAGUAGCGAGGUUUUGCUUCAUUCCAAAGUGGUGGAAGUGUUGGCUUCUUUUCAGACGGUGCUACCUAUUGCGUUGGCGGAUACUGGCUUUGACGCCUUCAAGCUGUUGCCAGAGAACCCUGUUGCCAUGCCUGUCGUCCAACAGAAGGCACUUACUUCUCUCCUUCUAGCUGUCACAGGGAGUUCUAGCACUUCCUCUUCAGAAAAAGCAGUUCGGUUUGUCGGAGAGUUCGCAGGUGUGGGCUCGGCUCAUAAGAGGUUAAAACCUUUGUUAUUGCUAAUGCUGAGUACAGAUUUGAAAGAUGUGAGUGAGGCUGCAUACCUCAUCAUUCACAGAAUUAUGGUCAGUACUGGAGCAUUCGGUAUGAAUCUCGGGGAGGUUAGGCUUUGGCUUGACGCUUUGGUAGGUUGGAAGUUCGACAAAUUUCAAGAACCACAGGCUACCGGAGAAAGAACGGAGCUUGAUCUUAGAAACAAUCUGACUUCCGAUACCGUACACGGAAGCCUUAUAGAUUUUCUGGCUGAAGCUGUCGGGAGUAUCAGUCAGAGUAUUUACAAAUAUCUGGAAAGGCUGCACUCUACACUAUCCACGUUGAUGCUUGAGAGUGAUGUGGGUCACACAACUUCGAUCGAUAUGGUGUCUAAAGAUGUCUAUGUGCCUGAGUUUGGGCCCUUCGUCAUUUGUUCCCUCGAGACCUGCUUCAGAUCAGCCAAGAGCAAGACUGUGCCUCAGAGGGCAGCGAUUGCAACAUAUGUGGCAAAUGCGCUUUACAUGUUACUGAAGUACCAGGUGCACCCUCAGGCCUUGGCAGCGGUUGUAAGCACAGAGCUCUCUACCGGAUUUACAACAUAUGCACAACAACUGAAGGAGACGGCAAAUCUUCAGUUGUUCGAAUGGUCUUCUCUUUAUUUUCUCCUCCAGCAAUCUGCCCAGCUUCUACCAUCCUGUGAUAUCGCACAGAUUAGUGGCUCCAGCAGACUCAACGGUGUCGAUCAAGCCCAAAACCCUGAUGAGGAGAAACUUCUGGCUGUACUCAAGGCUUGUAAGAGGCAAAAGGACGUAGCUAUAGAAACAAGACUAGAAACUGUAAGAUCUGUGCUUCUUACCACUCCUGUCAAAGAGGUGGUUGAGACUUUUCCUCUACUAAUGAGGGUUUGCGCGGAUAUUUUCAAUGGAGAUAGCUCCACGCUAGUCGCCCUUCUCGGUGUACACCAAAGCCUUCUUUCCGACGUCUCAACGGCCUGGCCUGAAUUAUUUGCGUUAGCGAUGGAGCAAGCAGGGGCUAUCAAGGACAUGGAUGGAGAAACCGUGGAUAUUAUUGAUCCGACGGCUUCAACUUUGAAGUCUGUACAUUCAAGCAAAGGGUCUGAAGCAGUUGGGCUAUGUUCCUUGUUGUUGAGGUGUCCAUUCCCAGUGCUGUUCUCAGCUGCCGUUUACGGUAAUAACGGAAUGCUGCUGAGGAAUCAUGCUUUCACCCAAAUUUUACUCAGAUCGUCUUCCAAAGUAUCCCACUCCAGUUGGUUACAUGCUGUAAGAUUGGUGGUUUCUGGAGUGAAGCAUGUAGUCGGCAUACCUACAGAAGGAGCAUCACCGUUGGAUGUUUGCUUUUCUCUCCUGUGUAGCUUAAUCUCACCUACACAUCUGAAGUCGGUCGGUGACCAUUUGACGAGUUUAGCAGGCGCAGAUGAUGGUGACACUAUGAGAGAUUAUCAAAAUAUGAUUAUUGAUCUUCUCCAUCAUCCAGCACUGUACACAUAUUUUCUAGAUUCCAAUAUCUUGUCCACAGCUUCUUGUCCGCUUGUGAGUGGUCUGAGGCGAGACAACAAAGAUGAAAAGUUAUGUGACACGAGUUUGAGACGCGUUCUAGCUUCCGCUGCUUCCAGCGUGAAUGCUUUUGACGGGCACAUUCUAGUACUGCUAACACGACUUUUGGAGUCAAUCCAAACCCUUGGUGAGAGUGCCAUUUUCCUACCUUUAGUUGACCAGGUCCGAACUCUUCAAGAUCUUGUUUUUGAAGCUUGUGGAUCCUUCGUUCGCAAGGCAGUGAGCAUUUUUCGAAAGGAAAUGGAGGAGAAUCUCAGCGUUGGCGUGGUUGCAUCACCAUCUCUGUUCGCCGUAUCUGUUCUCAUUCCAUAUGCAGAUGUACCCUCGACCGUCGAUUUCUUGUUAUCUUUACUCUUAGUAGGAAGCAAUAAGUUCAAGAAGUCGAAGCAAGCAGUUGCUCCUCAUGUUCUUGGGCUGCAUUUGGCCACUGUGUUCAUUGAUUCAUUGUCAGAGGUUAGUGGGAGACAAAGGUUUCAAACGGGUCACCCCGAGAGUUGGAAUUGUGGACAUCAGUUUGCGGAAGAGUCGGACUCGCAGCUUAUUUUUGAUUUGUUUGAAAGGGUGUUAGAGCAGGUCAUCAGUUUUCCUUCAGUGAUGGCUGACUUGUGCUUGCUUUCGUUCUUGCAAGCUCUCGAUCCAAAGUCGGCUGUCUCUAAGAGGUCGGAAGAAUUUUAUCUUAGGUUUGAUAAAACGAGGUUCGCAGAUCUGGCGCGGUGUACUCCAUUAGCGGUUCUCAGGCACUGCGUAAUGCACCCAAACAAAGUCACAGGCACCAUUGCCAAACUGUUAGUAGAAUCCAGCUCUGUGCAUUUGUCGGAGUUUGGUCGGUUGAUUGUCCAUGGGACUGCUAACAAAAAUCAGAGUAUUCUUUCCGGCCUUCGGCUCAGUUUCGCGGAUAGGAUGCUCGUCUCUUGUGAGAAAACUCAAAGUCUCGACUUGGCUUUAUCAGAUGAGGAUCUUUUCUCCCUUCUACCCGCUGUUAAGGUCUACUUUGACGUAAAAUCAGUGAAAGGAAGGGAUGAAGACAAAGAAGUUGUGACACAUAUAGCAGGGGUAUAUGGCAGGUAUCUUAGCAAACUGCUAAAGAGUUGGGACGAACUUGUGGCCAAGGAGGCCGUAGUUGAGUGGUAUGUUAGCAAUCGUUCGCCGGGUACCUUGUCUGGCGCAUACUUCCAUUCAUCUGGAAGUAUGGACGAUUAUUGUUCUUACUCCCCUCUAGGACAGGUGGUCCGUAUUCUGGAGCAUUGCCAGUCUUUCGAUCCGCGGAGUAACAAAAAGCGGGACAGAGUUUUCAAGUCUCUACUGAGUGAAGAGAAUUCGUCCUUGAUUCCGUUCAGCAUCCCAAAAUCUGCUGACGAAGACACUCGUCAGAUGGUGUGCGAGGCGGUUGCAAAGGUUCAUAUUCUGAGGCAUUUAUUGGAUUCUAGUUCGAAAGUCGAAUUUAGUGACCGUGAAGAAAGCCAGUCAAUUGUAAAGGACAAAGUAAAGUCGGUUGAUGGUGCUAAGUUGGACGGUCGGAAUGACAACAUGGCCAUUCAGAGGUUUUUAUCAUGUUUGGUUUACACUCUGGGUGCUCUUUUUAAGUCUGGUGGUAUGGACAGGAAAGAAGAGUCGGCUAGUGUUUCAUCUGUACUCCAAGCCGGCCCAAAGAGAGGCCAUUGGCUACUCUUCUUGGAACAAUUCUUGCUACUUCAAGUUAUUCAAACUGCUGAGCAACUGUUGGAGCUUUCUGUGGAUCUUAGUAGUUACAUCCCGAUGUACAGAUACUCGCUUGCCACACUCCUAGGCUAUAGAUAUGCUAUACCUUCUGCCAUGAAGGCUGCUCGAUACCUCACAAUGGUGUAUUUGGAUUGCCUGCAAGUAAAGAACGUUGAAGGGCAAACGGUAGAUGUAAAUGCACUGGAACUCCUUAUUUCUCAUUCAAGGUUUCUUCCUUCCAUGCUAGCUUGGAAUCCCAAAAGGAUGCAGAUUCCUCAUCUUUCUGGUAAGCAUGCUGGCAAAGGUACGGCUUUAAACUCCCUAACCUCAGUCCUAUUAUUGGUUGGAUCACCUCUUGUCGACCAUGUGGAAGAGGAGGGAAUUGAAUCCUCAGACGAACCUGCAGCUUCAUUAGACGUCACUGUCAAGAUGCAGCCUCAAAAUCAGCUGAAGGAUGUCAGGAGUGAUGAGGAAGAUCAGAAAAAGAUGGAAUUGGUGAAAUUGCUCAGAGUCUUCGUGGCGCUGAGACUGAAGCAAUGCAACCUUGAUAUGACAAGUUCUGAAUCCGUACCUCUUGAGCAGAUUCUGUCCGUACUACUGGCUGCAUAUGGGGGAACUAUGAGUGAGCUGGAUCAGGAGCUUUUGACGUUGAUGCACGAAAUUGAGUCACAAGGAGGACCAGGUUUUUCAGGGCUGUCAGGGCUAGAUUACCUCUGGGGUGAGGCAGCACUGAAACGGAGGAAGUCAAAGUCCGCACAAUUGUUGUCUUUGAAAAGUGGACUGGACGAGGCAGAUGGUUUGAGCGAGAUCCGCAGACAAACCUUCAAGGAAGAUCUUGUCAUCGACCCACGACGAUGUGGACUGACUGUGCUCUUUUUCCCUCCCAGGAGGCCGGUGGAUGUCCCAGGAGUUGGGCAGUUUCAGACAGCAAAGCAAUUUCUGGACGGCUGCAAGGAGGUCCGUGGUCGGGGUAUGGUUGCAGUGGAAAGAGAGCUACGUGCUGCCGCUUACGACCCCGCAUUUCUUUUACCAUUUUCUGUGCACGGUCUUUCCAUAGGCUGCAUCAGUGCUGAAGAGUUUGUAAGACUCGGUCUGCUCGCCGUUGCCUUUGCCAGCAUAAGUUCAGCCAAUGAGAGUAUGAGGAAGGCUGGAUACGAGGUUCUGGCUAAAUAUUAUACUGUACUUGAGGGCUGUCCGAGUUUCAAAGGCAGAACACAAGUCCGCCUCCUGAUGACAUACGUUAAGAAUUCAGUUGCAGACGCUUGGCAGAAACUACCUCUUGUUUUAUCUGUAUUUGCCGCAGAAGCCUCCUGCAUUCUGAUGAAUCCAGAAAAUCAUCACUACCUUACUAUAAAUCGCUUCCUGCUGCGCGCACCCAACUUGGACAUGGAGAGUAUACCAUUAUUUCAAAUAAUGUUUGGGAGUGGUUCAGUCCAAUACCGGAGUGAUCGUUUGUGGAUGCUUCGCCUCCUAGCUGCGGGAUUGGGUUCAUCGGUGGAUGCACACAUCUAUCGCCGGAAGUUUGUGCUAGAACUUUUGAUGAGUUUUCAUGAUUCAGCAAUGGCAGAUAGGUUUACUCGCAAAUGGGUGUUACAGGUCCUGUAUCAAGCAGCCAAUGUCCGCUCAUGUUCACUUUACUUGGUUGAACACACGGGCCUGCUGUCGUGGCUUGCCUCCGUAGCUGUGAACGAUUGUUUGAGUCAAUCAGGCUCGGAUGGAAAGGGGACUGAGGGUGAAUUAGCAUCUGUGUCACUGAAGGUAAUCGAAUCGAUCAUGAGCUGGGGAGUUGUGCAACGUCAUCUUCUCACGGAUGGAACGGAAGAAUUGUCCAAAGUAGCUCUUAUGUUUCACCGGUUUCUUGUGCGAAACUCGACAUCACACUAUCAAAAGAUUUUCGCGAGACCUACCAUUAAAGUGAUGAUCUCUGUCUUGCGGAUGUCGCACAGAAGGAAGAAACACCAAACCCACUUCACUCUGAAUAUUGUAGGGUUGCAGGAGGUGAUUAACUGGAUUGAAGGUGGAGCAAUGCCUUUAAAGUUUGUGGGGGAAAUGGAACUGAGGACCAGUGCUUUGGAAAUGAUCCUCCACAGUUCACCUCCGCAAGUCACAUCUAUUCAGGACAAAGUUGGCUUUUAUAAUAUCGCAAGCUGGGCAGUGCAAGUUGCGCAGCAAAGCGACUUGGAGAACUCCGUAGCCAGCAAUAUCAUGACUGUAAAGUCGUCGCAGCAGGGAAAAGCGGGGCUUCAUGAAUCUCUUACUCAAAAGUUGCUGCGCUGGUUAGCAGCUGCUUUAGUCCUCGGAGGUAUUUCAAGGGUCAGUGAAACUGCUGACAGCAACAUGAAGCUCACCACCUGUUUGUCGGUUGUCAGUGCACUGAAAAAAGUUGAAUCUCUUCACGGAGUGGUCGGUCUCCCUAUCGACAGGAAGUUAGCCAGACUUCUGUUAUCAUUGCAAGGGCAUGUUAAAUUACAGACUGAAGCUCCUUCCCUGGUUACAGUAAUUGCUGCUGUGACAACACUGACGCCGUUUACAGGGUUUUCAAUUAAAGAUGAUGAUGGAUUUCAAACAAGUGGCGAGAAAAUCAGUUCAGUUUUGGAGCUUUUGCUCACUGAGCUCCCUUGUCCCGAAGAGAUCAAUCCUUCCUGGUUAUGGUCCUUCAGUGGUCCUUGGAGUACACAUGGGAAUAGCAGCCCGGGUGAGAACGCCGCCGUGGAAGUCCGCUACGUUUCUGAAGUGUGCUCCACUAUCUUCACCUUCCUUCAACUCCUUUGGUCCAAACGACCGGCUAGUUUUGCUUCUUGUCUUAUCAAUAUGGAGGCGCGUAUUACAGAUCCUUUUAUAUUCACCACAAGGGAUGACGAUUCAUCUAGGGACAAAAUUCUUAAAAAGCUUGCGUUGUUGCAAGAAAAUUUUUGCCGUGCUUUGCAGAGAAGACCUCUCGAGGUUGAAGAGUGUAAUAAAUACCAUUAACCGGACCAGACUA